Messenger RNA from Fibroporia radiculosa, 1563 nucleotides. RefSeq lists its product as uncharacterized. Bases 1 to 1563 code for a protein of 520 amino acids. The transcript is spliced from 3 exons. NCBI's taxonomy places the organism in Eukaryota, Fungi, Basidiomycota, Agaricomycetes, Polyporales, Fibroporiaceae. The record is from RefSeq and is a predicted model, not a curated record.
AUGUCACGAGGCUUCUCCGUUCACUUCCUCAAAAGCACGCCCUCCUCUACCCAUCCAUACAGCUCGUCCAGAAAAUCUGACAGCCCCCAGGACCGUUCAAAUGGGUCGACCUGGACGAAGCAGAGCGGGUACUCAUCGCGCCCAGAAUUCGAGAGGAAACCUUCCACCACAUCUACGUCCGCCUACCGCAUUACCGAGCCGGUCGUUUAUGAACUACCAUUGGAGCCCAAACGAUCCAAGACUCCAAAGAGCUACGGGAUAUACCCAAGUGCCAGUAACGACACGUAUAUUUAUGAACGCUCGCUCUCCUCCGCGUCUGACGCACUAGCCAGCUCGUCGUCGUCAUCCAGCUCAGAUGCUGAUCUGCAGGCCGAAGGUGUAGUGCCUGCACCCAUCGACGUUUCAUCCACCCGUGCCAGCUCCAGCACGGAGACUCUAGAGACAACAGCGCUCAGAGUCGCAUACCCCACGCCUCAAAGUCGCCCUGUCCUCCCUCGGUCGACGUCUUCUUCCGAAUGGGCACGCAUCACCCCGGACGGUUCACGAGUAUACCCUCCGGGACUCCCCUCCAGGUCGGAGAACGCCUCGUUGCGCGCAGGCGUCCCCACGAGUAUGGCGUUGCUGCCACGCCCUAGCACCGUGCGACCUAUUUAUGACGACGACGACGAUGACACCCUCGCAGAAGACGAGAUCGACAGGCCGCCUCCGAUGACACGGAGGUCGUCGAGCUCAGGUGCGAGGGACGAGAGCCUGCGGGACGCACGACCGACAGGCUUUGCAGGACCCACAGUGAGGUAUUCCGACGAACGAUCGGGUGCCCAGCAGGUCCGCGCCAGGAAGAAUUCUGACGAUUAUAGAUACCCACUCCCACUCCAAUACGGCACACCUUCCCAAUACCGCCCUGACAACGCAUUAAACUCGCGUGCCCCGUCUGGAACGUCCCCUCCUACCUCUAAGAUGGUAGACGGACGUGGUCCACUCGGAGCUUCCGGACCACCCAACUUCGCGUCCUCCAGCACCCUGCCUGACGGUCGCCGCGUGGUCCAGGCGGUCCCUUUAACAAGGACUAUCAGCGGCAGCCGGCCUGUCGACAUCCCGUCCUCUACCAUGGGCGCACUAGCACGCACUGGCGCAACCAAGCCCAAGAGGUCCCCGCCCCAAUCGCCCACAGAGCCGCUGACACGGACGCCGUCGUCUCGCGCAGACACCGGGGGGCCGCUGACGAGAUCUAACAGCACUACUUCUCCGGAGAUGCUCAUGGUUUCUACACGACGCUGUGUGCGGUGGACAGAGGACCUGAUGUGCCCGUGUCCGGUUCCUCGCAGCGAGCGUCGGAGAGGGUGGUUCAAUCGCCGCGGGGACCAGCUUUGGACCAACGACGGCAAGUACAAGCAACCAGAGCCGGGCACCGAAUACCCUGGGGACCUCAUCGGAUACCCGGAACCCAUGACCGGCUGGAUGAACGAGGAAGGGGUGCGCAUCGAUAUGGAGCAUCGUCUCAUUCCGAAGCCGCCCAUCCGUUCUGCGCUGAAGCGGCCAAAGGGCGCGCUGGGCACGCAGUAG